AUUUAGUUUCAUCCAAGAAGCGCUCGUUAUCGCAAUGGCUCUGGUUCGCGUGAGUUGUAUGCUGGCCCUUUUGCUGAUUGCCGGUCAAGGUCAGGCGGCGCCGGUGAAGACCGAAGGUAGCACCUUGGGCCUUCUGGGCGGUGGAUUUGGUGGCAGUGUAGGACUUAGUGCCGGCAUCGGAGUGGGUGGUGGCCUGUAUAGCGGUUUCGGAGGCGGUGGCUAUCCUGGUGGCUAUGCGAGUGGCUACCCAGGUGGCUAUGGUGGUGGCUACUCAGGCUAUAACGGCUACGGAGGCAGUGGAUUCGGAGGUGGCUACUAUCCAGGAGGAGGUUACUCCGGCUUUGGACACAGGCCGCAUCACCACGGAGGAUACUAUCCGGGCGGUGGAUCGUACCACAAUCAGGGCGGAUCUUAUGGCGGCCACUAUAGUCAGUCACAGUACUCGAAUGGAUAUUACGGAGGUGGUGGCUAUGGAGGCGGUGGCUAUGGAGGCAAUGGCUUCUUUGGAAAGUAAAGAUGCCAAAUCUUGCCACCGGGAUAGUUAAGUACUUGUGAUUGACCCUUUGUAGAUUGUAAAAUAAACGAAAAAACAU
This is a messenger RNA of Drosophila melanogaster (fruit fly), 593 nucleotides long. It is a transcript of the gene Edg91, whose product is annotated as Ecdysone-dependent gene 91. The transcript has 2 exons. NCBI's taxonomy places the organism in Eukaryota, Metazoa, Arthropoda, Insecta, Diptera, Drosophilidae. The record is from RefSeq and is marked reviewed. The coding region runs from base 35 to 514 and encodes 159 amino acids.